Messenger RNA from Triplophysa rosa, 7100 nucleotides. RefSeq names its product rho-associated, coiled-coil containing protein kinase 2a (gene rock2a). The transcript has 32 exons. The coding region runs from base 878 to 5350 and encodes 1490 amino acids. Gene Ontology annotation, cellular component: cytoplasm; cytoskeleton; centrosome. Lineage: Eukaryota; Metazoa; Chordata; Actinopteri; Cypriniformes; Nemacheilidae. The record is from RefSeq and is a predicted model, not a curated record. Gene Ontology annotation, biological process: Rho protein signal transduction; mitotic cytokinesis; embryonic morphogenesis. Gene Ontology annotation, molecular function: Rho-dependent protein serine/threonine kinase activity; small GTPase binding; ATP binding.
GGGUGGGCAGACCACAAUCCACCGGAGAAUAUUUACAUUCUCCCGUGUGCAACCGUUCGUGGGCGAGACGGAGAGAAGAGAGGCUUAUGGGUAAAGAGUGCUGCUGUCGUCGUGUUGAUGUUAGAGCAAGGAGCUCGAGCUGCCUGCUGGAAUACCGAAGAACGGAUCCGCAGUACACGAACCCUACUGGCGGACAAAUCUACCGACCGAGUCCACAGGCGAGAUGAGGACAAGCAUACUUUGGCAGGCGCCUCCGAAGAACUUAAAAUAACGAAAAUCCGAAUAGAGAUCGAAUAAAAGGCGCCGGUUUCGUUUCAAGUCGCUGCUCGCGUGUUGCAGGAAUGCGUUUGGAGUUUGUGAUCUGGUCGACUCAACAGAUGUUCGCUUUUUAAAAUCUGCAGGGUUGUUUGUGAACGGGUAAGAUUUGAAGUCAGGAUCAGACAGUCAGGAGAGGGGGAUAGGGGAGACAGGAGGGGAGGAGAGAAGAGAGGGCUUCGAGGCGGGAGGAGAGGGGCGCCCAGAAAACGCCCUGUUGCUGUUGAAGCCUCUAAAAAUUAAAACUUUAACGCGCCAUUUACGGUACUGUACAACUUUGUUAGGAUGACUGGGAAGUUUGAUCGCGCUUAGUUACUUUAAUUACUACUUCAUAAACUGUUUAAGGGAGGUUAAACCCUCCGCUGCUCCCAUUGGAUUAUUUUUUUCCGCUUUAUUCUGGACGAGUCCUGGGUUCUUUUUUGGAGGGCGGCGAGUCGGAGGCUGUCUAGGCCCACGGCCACCGCUCGACAACUUGAACGAAGAUCUUGUAGCUUUCAUGUGAACCAGAAAAGUUGGGCAGAUCGCUCUUCAUUGCUCAGUCUGGCGCCAGGAGAAAGCAAAAAUGUCGCUGGGUGCGGAGAGAAGGAUGGAAAACCGGCUGAGAAAGCUGGAAGCCAUGAUCAAAGACCCGCGGUCUGCGAUCAACUUGGAAAGUUUGCUGGAUUCCAUGAAUGCUGUGGUCUUGGACCUUGACUUUCCGGCCUUGCGUAAAAAUAAGAACAUUGAGACCUUCUUAAACAGAUAUGAAUCCGUCAUGCGUCGUAUUCGGGAGUUCCAGAUGAAGCCGGAGGACUUUGACAGAGUGAAGGUGAUCGGUAGAGGAGCGUUUGGAGAAGUUCAGCUGGUUAGGCAUAAGGCCUCUCAGAAGGUGUACGCGAUGAAGGUGCUCAGUAAGUUCGAAAUGAUCAAGCGCUCAGACUCCGCCUUCUUCUGGGAGGAGCGUGACAUCAUGGCAUUUGCAGACAGCCCAUGGGUCGUACAGCUGUGCUGUGCGUUCCAGGAUGACCGCUCUCUCUAUAUGGUUAUGGAAUACAUGCCGGGAGGUGAUCUUGUCAAUCUCACCAGCACGUACGACGUUCCGGAAAAAUGGGCAAAGUUCUACACGGCCGAGGUUGUGUUGGCUCUGGACGCCAUUCACUCCAUGGGCUUCAUUCACAGAGACGUCAAACCAGACAACAUGCUGCUGGACCGUCACGGGCAUCUCAAACUCGCAGACUUUGGGACAUGUAUGAAGAUGGACGAGACAGGGAUGGUUCACUGUGAUACUGCGGUCGGAACCCCUGACUACAUCUCACCAGAGGUUCUUAAGUCUCAAGGAGGGGACGGUUACUAUGGACGCGAGUGUGACUGGUGGUCAGUUGGAGUAUUUAUCUACGAGAUGCUGGUCGGUGAUACGCCGUUUUAUGCCGAUUCACUGGUGGGGACUUACAGUAAGAUUAUGGAUCAUAAGAACUCUCUUAACUUCCCUGAUGAUGUUGAAAUCUCUCAAGAAGCCAAAAACAUCAUCUGCGCCUUCCUAACAGACAGGGAAGUUCGCUUGGGUCGAAAUGGCGUGGAGGAAAUUAAAAGACAUCCUUUCUUCAAAAACGACCAGUGGACAUUUAGCACCUUAAGAACAACUGCAGCACCUGUGGUUCCAGAACUGAGCAGUGACAUAGACACUAGUAAUUUUGAUGAGAUCGAAGAGGAUAAAGGAGAAGUGGAGACCUUUCCUACACCCAAAGCUUUCGUUGGCAAUCAGCUGCCCUUCGUGGGCUUCACCUACUUUAAAGAAGACCAGUUGUUGAACGCUGUCAACAGUUCAGCAAUGAAAAACGACCACCCCACAUCCAGCAAUAGAGAGGACAAUUUAGCUCUUCAGAAGAAACUUCACUGUCUGGAGGAGCAGCUCAAUAAUGAGAUGCAGGCUAAAGAUGAACUGGAGCAAAAAUACAGAAACAACUUCAGCCGCCUGGAGAAGAUCACCAAAGAGCUCGAUGAAGAGAUAAAUGGCAGGAAAGUCUUGGAGACGUCUCUGAGGCAGCUGGAGAGAGAGAACGUUCUGCUGCAACACAAGAGCGUUGAGAGUCACCGCAGAGCCGAGAGCGAAGCCGAACGCAAACGCUGCCUGGAGAACGAGGUGAACGGUCUGAGGGAUCAGCUUGACGAGAUGAAGAAGAAGAACCAGAACUCGCACAUCUCCAAUGAGAAGAACAUUCACCUGCAGAAACAGCUGGAUGAGGCGAACGCAUUGCUGCGAGCAGAGUCCGACGCAGCUGCGAGGCUGCGUAAAACUCAAACGGAGAACUCUAAACAGCUGCAGCAGAUGGAGGCUCAUGUGAGAGAGCUGCAGGAUAAAUACUGCAUGCUGGAGAACAGCAAGCUCACGCUGGAGAGAGAGAACAUCACCCUUCAGGCGGCGCUGGACGCAGAGAAACGAGAGCAGAGCCAGGGCUCUGAGACCAUCUUUGAUCUGCAGGCCCGAAUCUCUGGUUUGGAGGAUGAGGUGAGACAGGCGAGACAGGCCCUGUCUAAAGCUGAGUCAGAAAAGAGACAACUUCAGGAGAAACUAACAGACCUGGAAAAGGAGAAGAGCAAUCAAGAGAUUGACAUGACCUAUAAGCUGAAGGUGUUACAGCAAGGUUUGGAGCAGGAGGAGGGGGCACACAAGGCAACAAAAGCUCGACUCGCAGACAAGAACAAGAUCAGCGAGUCCAUUGAAGGAGCCAAAUCUGAGGCUGUGAAGGAGCUGGAACAGAAGCUACAGGAAGAGCGUUCCUCCAAGCAGCGUGUGGAGAACCGACUGUUAGAGCUGGAGAAGAAGAACUCCAUGCUCGACUGCGACUACAAACAGUCACUGCAGAAACUCGAGGAACUGAGAAGAAACAAGGAUAGACUAACAGAAGAGGUGAAGAAUCUGACUCUGAAGAUCGAGCAGGAAGUUCAGAAACGCAGUUUGACUCAGAAUGACCUGAAGGUUCAGAUCCAGCAGCUCAGCACCCUGCGUACGUCAGAGAAACAGCUCAAGCAGGAGAUCAACCACCUUCUGGACAUCAAACGCAGCCUGGAAAAACAAAACAUGGAACUGCGCAAGGAGCGUCAGGAUUCUGAUGGGCAGAUGAAGGAGCUUCAGGAUCAGUUGGAGGCAGAACAGUAUUUCUCUACGCUGUAUAAGACACAGGUGCGAGAGCUGAAGGAAGAGUGUGAAGAAAAAAAUAAACUCUAUAAAGACAUGCAGCAGGGUCUACCGGACCUGCAGGAGGAGAGGGAUUCUCUUGCUGCUCAGUUGGAGAUCACACUCACCAAAGCCGACUCCGAGCAGCUGGCGCGUUCCAUUGCGGAGGAGCAGUAUUCCGACCUGGAAAAGGAGAAGAUCAUGAAGGAGCUGGAGAUCAAAGAAAUGAUGGCCAGACACAGACAGGAGCUCUCGGAGAAGGACACCACCAUCACCUCGUUAGAAGAAGCUAAUCGCACUUUGACCAGCGAUGUGGCAAACCUGGCCAAUGAGAAGGAGGAACUCAACAACAAGCUAAAGGAGGCGCAAGACAACCUGCAGAAUAUCAUAAACGAAAUGCAGACUGUCGCGCAGGUGAAACUUACCCUCGAGAAACAGCUGCAGUCAGAGAGAACUCUGAAAACACAGGCGGUAAACAAACUGGCAGAGAUUAUGAACAGGAAGGAGGUUAGAGGUGGAGGCAGUCGCCGUGGAAACGAUACGGAUGUCAGAAGGAAGGAGAAGGAGAACAGGAAGUUGCAGCUGGAACUUCGUUCAGAGAGGGAGAAACUCAACAGCACCAUCAUCAAAUACCAGAGAGAAAUCAACGACAUGCAAGCACAACUGGCGGAUGAGUCGCAGGUGCGCAUUGAGCUCCAGAUGGCUCUGGACAGUAAAGACAGUGAUAUUGAGCAACUGCGCAGCCUGCUGAACUCUCUCAACGUCCAUUCGCUUGACUCGGCCAGUAUGAGCAGUGGCCCAGAAAUGGACACGGAUGAAUCACUCGCAGAGACAAGGCUGGAGGGUUGGUUGUCUUUACCUGUGAGGAACAACACCAAACGUUUCGGGUGGGAAAGAAAGUAUGUUGUUGUGAGCAGCAAGAAGAUUCUGUUCUACAACAGCGAACAGGACAAAGAGCAUUCCAAUCCUUACAUGGUGUUAGACAUAGAUAAACUUUUCCAUGUGCGUUCUGUAACCCCAUCCGACGUUUAUCGUGCUGACGCCAAAGAGAUCCCCAGGAUAUUCCAGAUCUUGUAUGCUAAUGAGGGCGAGAGCAAGAAGGAGCAAGAACUGGAGGCUCUUCCUGGAGACAAGUCUAGCUACAUUUGCCAUAAGGGUCAUGAGUUCAUCCCCACCCUCUACCACUUCCCAACUAACUGUGAAGCCUGUACCAAACCCCUGUGGAACAUGUUCAAACCACCUCCAGCCCUGGAGUGCAGGAGAUGCCACAUCAAGUGCCACAAAGACCACAUGGACAAGAAGGAAGAGGUCGUCGCUCCAUGCAAAGUGAACUAUGAUGUGUCUACGGCUAAAAAUCUCCUGCUGUUAGCCAUGUCUCAAGAGGACCAGCAGAAGUGGGUUAGUCGACUGAUGAAGAAAAUCCCUAAAAAACCUCCAGCGCCAGAUGCCCCUCACCGCUCCUCUCCCAGGGUUCCCGUCAAAAUGCAAACUAGUCAAUCCAUGAGAAGACCCAGCCGACAAAUACCACCCGGCAAACCCAGGUUUACACGCAGCGUAAAGGAAGAGCAUACAGCAUGUGUGGAGAAAUCUGGCUUCAUCUACCACAAGGGUCAUGAGUUUAUCCCUUUACUCUACCACUUCCCUGCAAACUGUGAGGCCUGUACCAAACCCCUGUGGAACAUGUUCAAACCGCCUCUGGCACUGGAAUGUCAGAGAUGUCAGAUCAAGUGUCACAAAGAGCACAUGGACAGAAAAGAGGAAGACCUCAGACCAUGUACUCCAGACAGAUUCGUGCCCCAGUUCACCACGGGAGCACAACAAAUCUACACAGAACAGAGAGGUCGGCACCACACCAAACAUCUUAUUGAAGGCCAGCGUUGACUUGAAUCGGCUGGACAGAACCCCACUGGACCGUUUUAGGGACCCGUAAGAGAAUGGAUGACGGCCCGAUCCAAUCAGGCUGUAGCGUUUUUCCAGUUGACUUUAAAGGCUGAAUGUAGACUGUAGUACAAGACACACGUGGCUAGCAAACACCACUAUACUGUAUGAAACGUUUUUACCUUUAUUAAUGCAAUGAAACUGUAGUUUGUUUUUGUUCUACAAUGUUUUUAUUUGACGUUUUAGUUUUCAUCGAAAAGCAUCACAUACUGUUCUUCUUUUCUUCAGUCCCUACAUCAUGGUUAUUCAUCUUCGAGGGCCACUAUCCCAGUUUAGAUUUAUCUCUGCUAGUAAUUUGCAAGCAAUACUGAAGACCUUGAUUUGAGUAGUUGUUAAGCUAAGAGUACUAAGCUAAGAGAGUUGUGUAGCCCUGUACCACAUCAUGAGUUGAAUGUAAUCUGAGCAGGAAACUGUUUGAGAAGAACAUGAUUGUAUAAUUAACAGGCAUCAAGAUUGAGAUCUUGAGUUUCUGAAAUCGUCUGUUUUUGGCCAGUCAUAUCUUAUAAAUUUGAUUAUUUGGCCAGAGGCUGAAACCAGAACGAACAUUUUAACCCACCACCCCUGAACUUGAGUUGAAGUUUUUUUCUGUAGUGAAACAUGCAUCUCUUGAGCUUUUAAAAGGUGAAAUAGAGUCUCACCCUAACAUAAGAACUGUGGCCAAAAACUGAUUAACCUUGCAAGCAUAUGACUGAAAUAUUCGUGAAACUAAGGAAUGACUGCAACCACAUGUUUACGUUCACUAAAGAAUGUUUUGUUUUGUGAUUUGAAGUGGUCAGUUUUUUGUGUGCGUGUGAAUUUUCACCCUAGCAAACGUGUAUCUCUGGGUGUGCUGUGGAUGCAAUAUAUAUAUAUAUAUAUGAAUAUACAGCGUAUAUUUGACCUGUCAUCAUACUAUUGGUUUUGCUAUUUAUACAGGUCUACAGGUCUGGGCACUUUUUAAUGGGCUGCCUCCAGAUUUGCAUGUUUUAUAUUGAUGUACUGUUUGACCAUAAAAUGAAAAGCGUAUGUAGCCGUGUUGUUUGGAGACCCUGUAUAACAUUUGCUUAUUUUUGUACACAAAAGUAGUCAAAGUAUAUAGCUGUGAAUGUAGUAAAGGAAGUAAAGUUUUAAUAUAAAUGUUUGGUCUGAAAGCCUUCUUUAAACAAAAUCAUAUAUCAACAGUGUUUGUUCUACAUGUGUUGAUGUAGAUAGUUAAAAAAAGUGUUUAAAGUAAUAGUUCACCCAAAAUGAAUAUUCUGUCAUGUAUUACUAAACCUCAAGUUUUUCCAAACAUGUAUACAUUUUUAGGUAUUUGGACAAAGUGUAACAACUCAGAUUUCUGGGGCACCAAAAUAUCUAAUUUUGCGUUCAACGGAACAAAAAAUUGUCAAUGGUGCUCCAGAAAUCUGUUGCUAACAUUUUUCCAAAUACCUUUUUUGUGUUCAACCAAAAAGGAAAUUUAUACAGGUUGGAACAAUUUGAAGGUUAGUAAUUCAUGACAGAAUUUCCAUUAUUUGGGUGAAUAUCCCUUUAAGUAAACGGUUUCAUAUUGUUUAUAGUAGUUAAAAAAUGACAUUACCAUCCUUUCAAAUUGAGUUUAUUAAUUUAUGAGUUCAUAAAAUGGUGGAAAAUAUAUGAAAGGACAAAAGACAGGACAGUGACAUUAAUUGUGGUCCGGAUUCACAACAAGCAAUAAAAUGAACCUGAAACACUG